AUGUCCACUACCCAUCCCCGCCCUAAAGCCCUCUUCUUUGACUUCAUGGGCACCUGUCUCGACUGGCACACCAGCAUCGUUUCCGGCUUCUCCACAACCAACUCCCCGUCCCCCAUCCGCGGUCCCGCCGCCUCAGAAAUAGCCAUGGCCUGGCGCCUCGGCUACUUUGCAGCGCGCCGCGCUCGCAGCGAUGCAGGGCUUGCCGUCGAGGAUAUCGAUAUCACGCACCGGCGAGUCCUGGAUCAACUGCUGGAGGAGAGGGGGUUUGGGUAUGAGAGUUGGAGCGAGGGGGCUAGGCGGGAGAUGGUGGCGAGGUGGCAUGAGCAGAAAGCGUGGCCGGAUGUAGCACCUGCGCUGGAGAGAUUGAGGGGGAAGUUUGAUCUUGUCGUUCACGCAAACGGAACCACGCGGCUACAAAUCGACCUUGUGAAAUCCUCGCAUCUGAAUUUCGACGCGGUGCUUUCUUCAGAAUUACUGGAAGUCGCGAAGCCUGAGCCGGAGAUGUAUGAGAAGGGCAUGAGGCUGCUGAAGUUGAAACCAGAGGAGUGUAUGACUGUUGCGGCGCAUUAUUAUGAUGUAGUUGGGGCGAAGAAUGUGGGUAUGCAAACUGCGUAUAUCAGGCGAGACACGGAAGAUCCAGAGGAGGAUAUGGAGGAGGUGGAGAGGGAGAUUGACCAUUUCUUUGAUGGGACAGGCGGUGGGGUGGAGGUCGGGUUGAGUAAGCUUGCGGAUUUUCUAUUGAGUUUAGAAAAUUAA
Molecule: messenger RNA, 756 nt
Organism: Lachnellula hyalina
Lineage: Eukaryota; Fungi; Ascomycota; Leotiomycetes; Helotiales; Lachnaceae
Product: (S)-2-haloacid dehalogenase 4A
Exons: 4
Coding region: 1-756 (251 amino acids)
Molecular function (GO): hydrolase activity, acting on halide bonds, in C-halide compounds
Source: RefSeq, a predicted model, not a curated record